Cottoperca gobio is the source of this 2527-nucleotide messenger RNA. RefSeq names its product proton channel OTOP3-like. Gene Ontology annotation, cellular component: membrane. Lineage: Eukaryota; Metazoa; Chordata; Actinopteri; Perciformes; Bovichtidae. Gene Ontology annotation, biological process: proton transmembrane transport. The transcript has 7 exons. Bases 555 to 2288 code for a protein of 577 amino acids. Gene Ontology annotation, molecular function: proton channel activity. The record is from RefSeq and is a predicted model, not a curated record.
GUUAUCAGUUGUGACUGAACUAUUUGCUGCUACUUGAGGCUCUGCAGUGAUAAGAGUUACAUUUAUAAGUCAGUUCCUGGUGUAGAGUGCAAACUGUGACACUGCCUGGCAGAGAGCCCAGCUGACAGCUGGAGUAAAAUAACCUCACUGAACACAAACAAGGUUGAGUACUUGAUUUACAAAUUAUCAUUCUAAGGGUGAAAUAUUCCUUUAACACAAAACUGUAGAUUGACAAAAGAUUGUGCUCAGGUCCUUUGGAGCCCAUUAACAAACGUUGUUCAAGUGGCAGGGCAGGUAAAACUAAGGUCAACAUGAAAAGUAAACAGGAUCCUUGUGAAAGGUGUGUUAUUAAUAUAUUGUGUCAUGACCACACCUACACUGAAGUGGGAAGGCAGAAUACUGCACCUUUCAGCCCCAUGUCUUCACAUGUCGACCUGCAGGAUUUCACCGAAAGCAAUGAGAGAAAGCCGUGCAGACUGAAUGGAAAGUAGAAAAAGAAGAGGGAACGUGAAAGGAACUAAAAGUGUGUUUUUAGAAGAAGGACAAACAGAAACAUGAAUUCAGAUCCUGGAGCCACAGACCUGGAUUCCUCCUGGGGGAAACCUGGUGAAGAACCAGGUAGGAGCUCAGAGCAUCAGAUCCAGGACCCGGAGCUGGAUCCGGUGCCGGUUUGGGUUCCCAGUGGGAGGCGGCUGAUCUCUGGUCUGCUGGGUCUGAAUGUGCUGCUGCUGGGAGCCGCCCUGGUGGCCGGGCAGGCUUUCAACCCGGAGGGCCUGAAGCACCAGGAGCCCCAGGUGUUCAUGCUGCUUCUGAUCGUGGUCAGUGUGCUUUGGAUGCUCUGGUACCUGCUGUGGGCCACGAAACAGCCCGGCAUCUGCCCACAUAAAGACCACCACGCAGGGGGAAUCACUGUGACCGUGGUCCUCAUGCUUUUUGCUGCAUUCAGUCUGCUGCUGUUUAUCUUCAGGGUUGGUUAUUUGGUCAGCAUGAGGGAGUGUAAGCCUGCUGCCAAAGUGCUGUCUCCAUUCAUCGAGGCUCCCUUCCUCGCGCUGCAGACAUAUUUACUGUGGGCUCACUCCAAGGACUGCAUCCACAGACACAAGAUAAUCACCAGGGCCGGGCUGAUGAUGAUCCUCUCGGCCGACCUGCUGCUGUGGCUCAACGCGGUGACGGAGGACACCAUCCACGAGGAGAUCGAGUUAGAGAAAGAAGACGGGCUUGAUUUGAGCAACAUAAACUCAUCUGAAGCAGAAGGCUCUGCUUUAGCAGGAAUUACCAAUUCCACCUUCUGCCAGUGCAGUGCGAGUGCAGCCUGCCUCAUCUUCAGGAAAGGCUUUGAAAUCCUUUAUCCCUUCAACAUGGAGUACUACCUGAUGGCAGGCUGCAUGAUCUAUGUGAUGUGGAAGAACGUUGGCCGCAGGAUGAGUCCAGGUCCCCACCACGCCACUCAGAAGCUGACCCUUCACGUUGUCUACCAAGGCGGGGUCAUAUACGGCCUCGUGUUCGGCGCCCUGGUGCUCGCCGCAGGAGUGGCCGUCUUCAUUCUCUACCAGGUUUGGGUGGGCCAGCAGCAGCGUCGCCUCACCGCCUUCCUCAUAUUUUACGGCUACCACUUAGCCGUCAUGCCCCUCAUGUCUCUGUGCACCCUGGCCGGGAUGCUAGUCUACAGGCUGGAGAGGAGGGCGAACGAAGAGGGACACAACCCCACACGCAGCCUGGACGUGACCCUCCUGGUGGCAGCAGCUCUGGGCCAGCUCGCCCUGUCCUACUUCUCCUUGGUGGCGGCUCUAGCUGUGGGGACCAGUGGGCUUCUGGGGGACCUCGACCUGUCCUACUCCCUCCUCAGCCUGCUGGAGCUCAUCCUCCAGAACAUCUUCAUCAUUGAAGGCUUGCACAGGCACCCGAACCUUCUGGCCAAGAAGAAAGAGAACCAGCGGAGCAGCAUAUUCAAGCCUAAGAAAAAGGUUGCCGUGCCAAAACCAGAGGGGAGGAAGACGGAUAUUUCCCUGCUGGAGGGAAACAUGUCAGCGGCUGCUCAAGAGCAUGAUGGGAAAAAGUCCUGGACCAAAAGAGCGAUGCAAGAAAUCUGUGCUUUCCUCAUCCUUUCUAACGUUAUGCUGUGGGUCAUCCCUGCAUUUGGAGUCCACCCCCAGUUUGAGAACGGCCUGGGGAAACAGUUUUUUGGCUUCUCCGUUUGGUUUGUUCUGGUGAACUUGGGUCAGCCGCUCAGCGUUUUCUACAGGAUGCACUCUGUGGGAGCUUUAAUGGAGCUGCUCAUCUCUGCGUGACGAGCAGCCAACUCUGACUUCACGAGUUACAGUAGAAAAUAUUUAAAUGUUUGGUGGAAACACAACAUGAUACGCAUUUAAAAAUGACUUGAUGAUAUCCUGCUGCAGGUUUGGUCUUAGGCUGUUUUUCCAUUGUUUUUGUUUUCUCUUUAUUUCACACAUACACAUACACACGCACACGCACACGCACACGCACACGUGAUUUUCACGUUUUGUUCUAUGACAUAAAAUGCAUCAGU